This is a messenger RNA of Anopheles darlingi, 1779 nucleotides long. Its product is annotated as mucin-19-like. NCBI's taxonomy places the organism in Eukaryota, Metazoa, Arthropoda, Insecta, Diptera, Culicidae. The coding region runs from base 1 to 1779 and encodes 592 amino acids. The transcript has 2 exons. The record is from RefSeq and is a predicted model, not a curated record.
AUGGCACGCCAACGGCAGUCGCUCGGUUCAGCGCGCACCGAAAAGCCGUACGAUGCAACGGCCACGAUCGGUGGCGGUAGCUCCAAGUAUCGAUCGCACCGUUCGAACGUGAAGCGUGUCGGUGCGGAUACGAUUAACCGCCAUAAGAUCAUCCUUCCCUCUCCUAACCUUUCCCCAACAUCAUCGGCCGAGGUGAACGAUCACUCCGCGUCCGGCGGUCUCUACCAUCCGCUGCACUUGGCCGCCGCCGGUCCGGAAACCAUUUCGCAAUCCAAUUUCCCACCGCGACAGCAUCAGCAUUACCAUCUUGGCGCAUCUACCGGUCCUCCUCAUCAUCAUCAUCUGCCUCCCAGUUCCUUCUCCUAUACCGACCCGCAUGGUACGGGAUUGCGAAGACACACCUCCACUCCAGUGGCUAGUGCCAGUGGGGGUCGACUGUUGACGGUGGGUGGCGGUACACAUAUUGAUAACACUAACUCAGAGCAAGGCACAGGCGACCAUCAUCAUCAUCAUCAUCACGGCCACGGUCAGGCAGCCAUUCCGCGGUCGGCGGUGGCCGUAUUCCCGUCUUCCGCGUUCGGUCACCACGGUGGUCACACCAAUACCACCAGCAUGGCAGCUACCGUCGGUGGGGUAACGGGUUCGCAACCGCAACACUACCAGCCAGGGAACGAGAAUGAAUCAAGUAAUUUCGAUUCGUUGAAUCUAGACGAUGAUUACCGUAAAAGCUCUUUUGGCAAGCAGUCAAAACUUUCCCGCCCCUCAUCCAACCGGGGACUGUGGAGUCUGUUCGGUGGCGGUUCCGGCAGUGGAAUGGAACAUGCCAGUCCCGCCACUACCGGCUACAGUAGCAGCAGAAACAAUCCGAACGUAUUUUUCAAUGCUAGCAACUCCUCUUCCUCGCCGACGUCGGCGCCGAUGCCAUCGGCGGUAACUACUUCAUCACCGAUGGCGAGCACAUCCACCACUAACACCACCACUACUACCACCGGUAGUACAACAAUGCGCUAUUACAACCUCGACAACAACACUAAUGGUGCCAAUCGACGUUCGAUGAUGAUGCAACCGAACCACCGACUACCGACCGGGUCCAGUGUAGCAGGUGAGCAGCAGCAGCAGCAGCAGCACCAGGAGUCCCAGUUGCCACCGGACUCGUUGGAUGAUGCGCUGGUAUCGGUCCAACGGUACGGUGACUUCGACGCCGAUAACGAGCUCGACGACAGCCAGGCACCCAUCACCGGAACGGUGGCCGGUGGCGACAAGUUUCUGCGCGGUUCCACCGUCAGCCAGUCCUUCAUCAAGAACGUUCGAAUCAUGAGAAAGAAAUCGUCCUCGUACGACGUAAACACACCGAAUGGGGGGACGGGCACCAACGGUUACAUGGCCGCCCACGGUCGGGGUAGCCAACGGGGUAAGGAACAGGUAGGUGGUGCUUCGACGACGACGACGACAACAGCGACGACGAAUAGCUUCAAGCAGCGCGGAUCGCAGAUGAUGGCGGCGGCUGCCAAACAUUUCACCAAACGUAACCGAGCUCCGGCGGUGCCCAACGCCAUCACAACCACAACCACCACGUCCCAGCUUGGCAGUGUGGCUGACAAUGACGGAUUGACCGGUACGGUGCGGCCCACGACUACGCCGGCGGAAGAUGGAAUCGAUGAACCGGGUGGAGGUGGAGAGGCUGUGAGUCCCGGAGCGGAGGGCUCGUCUACCACACGCGCCGGAAGCACCAAACGGCGAUUGUUUCAGCCACGAACGAUGGACCGGGCGGAAAUAUGA